UUUUUUGAAGUCCCCAAAGGUCCGCUUUACAGCAGCUGGAAAACUGGGAGCCCGUAUGGCCGGUUUGUCUGAAGUCGUUUCACUGUGGGAGGAAGCGCAAAAGCAAGCGAAACGAGAUGGACGUAGCAGUGGCGAUCCGAGUAGAUCGACAGGUUCUACAAGGGGAAAUCGAAUGCGGGGAAUCGAAAUGCAUCAACGUGGAGAAGAAAGAACAAAUCCAAAUUGGGUGAGGAGUGCAGAAACAGCGCCAGAGAAAGCUCCUUUAGGCGGGAAUCGUGUACAGGAGUUGCGAGAAUUAGCCAAAGGCGUGGAAAAAGUGAACAAAAAACAGCCUUGCACCGCGAAAUUUAACUUCGGAUCAGGUGCUCCCAGAAUCCUUCAAAUUUUUAUCCACUUAGAUUAGACGCAUGUCCUCGCUGUUGUAUAAUUCUGGUGUACAACUACGUUAGGUUAGCGUGCUCGUGCUGCAUGUAGUCGUGCAUGAUUUUAGAUGAAUUUUCUUCCCGAUCGCAAUUCCAGGUAUCAACAACGCAGUCGUGCAAAUCCCCAACGUUGGGGAGAUAUUGAAAGCGGAAUUUGGCUAUACGAGUCUCACUUCAAAGCCCACGGACAUCACAAAGGAGCUGCGACGCUUCUAUGAACGCCAGUUGCAGAGCAAUUUGCAUGUUCUUCGUGACGAGAAGCGAAAGAGACGAAAAAGUACCGACGGUGGGACGGAUAGAAUACUAGGGGAACAAGGGGACGAUUGCGAUGUUGACACUGGUGCUGCGACUCCACGAAGAAGCAGAAGGUCGUCUGCCGUCUCGACGGUCUCGGAGAGCCCUCUUCGUGCUCCACCUGGUCGUUCUCGUUCAUCACGAAGGAGUUCACAUUCUGCAGUAACCUCCGAGAAAAAUCCUCUAUUUCAUCCUGUUGAGGUUGACCCAUCGUCACGCUUUCCACCUUUUGGCACUCUUGAAAUCGAUGAGGAAACUUUGAAGUCCUUCCGCAACCGAGACAGCAACGAAAAGCAGGUACUAGACAGUGGAAGGAAGAGUCUGGUGCAAGCUUUAACUCUGGGACAGGCCGGGCAAAAUCAUCUGGUUGUGACCUAUGUGCCGAUGAUUGGUGGACGACAGGGGGAUAGAAGAGAAGAUUGUGGCGUUAUUGGAGUUGAUACAAAUUAUAGGGGGAGGCCAAGCAAUACAUGCGCUUUUGACGAGAUGGACGCUGCACAUCCACAUGUAAAUGCGCGCGCCCUGUGCGAAAAGCUGAGGGACUUGAAGCUUGCACGAAGACUGGAACGACAACCAGAGUACACGUGGUACAAGCUGUGCGAGUGGCUUCAGGUGGAGAUCAUGGAAGUUUUGGUGAAUUCCCUAAGUCACACUCCCUGGUUUCGUUUCCCUUUCAUGGAGUUCAUGCGAAUGUAUUUUGAGGUUCUACAAAAGGAAGCUGGAAUCGUCGAAGAGCUGUACGGAUUUUGGAAGGCCUAUGCCUCUAUGGCUUUUGUAACCGAUUUGAUUCCUGGAGUGGUCAUGAGCGGAAUCUUUGCGCAGCUAUCUUUGCUCGCGCAGCCGUUGAAAAUGAUGCAGCCAGAAGCUGGGUAUGAGGGGUUUGAUCAAGGGAACUUAUGCGAACAAGUCGUUUUAGUGUGUAACAAACGGCCAGAUCAUGACUUCAGGCUCCUAGCGGAGGAAGGCGACGAGCAGGAAGCUGUUGAUUUUUGGGUGUCCAUAGAUCCAAUCCAGAUCAAAAGAGCUGAUUUGGUGGAUCUGGGUAGAAGAUCUCUAGAAGGAGAAGUCCAUGACCCUACUUCUCUACGGGGACAGCAAAUAGAGCAAAUCAUCGUUCUAGAAACUCUACCCUUCAAGGCUUUAGGACAAGUACUCGAGAAAAUCGCUCUGCGCGUGCCCGAUGCGCGAGUCCUUGAAAUCAGCGGACAGCAAGAGGUGCAAAUUAGAGUAUCUGUCAAAAUUAUCAACAGAACUGGCAGUCGUGGAAGGGAUAGGGAACAAGAUGGACCAAAUGAUGUUGGGCAUCAACUUAAGAGUAGGUUAAUGGUGCUUUUCUUACCGCUUUUUAUGCCUCUCCUAAGGGAGAAAGGCAUAAAAAGCGGGGUAAGCAAGCACCAAAAACCUACCUCUAAUCAACUACACGACGAACAACAUCAACCAAGCUCUCCCGAUAGAAGUACUUCUCGUCAUUCUCUGAACGUGAGGAAGCAAGAAGUCCUUGAUAGUAUCGAACAAAUCCCAGGAUGUAAGGUCGUCCUCGAUUACAAAUACCCUAAGAUCGGAAACGUCGAGUUACCACACCAAGUAGCUUUGAAAGUGCAGAGUUAUGCAAUUCUGGAACUGUUGCGAACCUGUAGGAUGCUGAAAACAGCAGAGGUCGAAGUAGUAGUCGAACAAGUGUACGAUUUUUGGGGAGGAGAUUCAUAAUGUGGAGGAGAGCGUGGUGCGCAUGCACGUCAGAGACCAAUCGUUCAAAUACUACCUUUUGAAAAAAUUAAGUACAGGGUUAGUAGUGCUAGUGUUAGUGAUGCUAUCUUCUAUUUAUUUUGAAAGAAUAAAUUAAUAGUGAUACUUUUUUCUAGUUAGGUCGGCUCCACCACAAUUAAUAAUGAUACUCUUACUCAUUUUCAGGAUCGUUACUAACACGUAACACGUACAGUAGUCAUUGUCAUGGAAUAAAAUCAUAUACGCGAUGAAGGGUUUUCUUCGCAAUUAAGUACUUAGGUUUUCUUCGCAAUCGCAGUACCAGCGGCUGGGUUAUUUGUUCACUUUUGAAUUACAGUGACGUAACUUACUGGAGUUCUUAGUUACAACUUGUAGUAGUGGAAGUAGAACGAAGUAGUAGAAGUUCUACUUCUGUAGAAAGCGACAAACAAGCCAAAAAGAACGACAUGGAACUGUGCAUUGUCCGUGAGAAGGACUCGGAACUAGAACAGCCUACGGCUUUGGCUUGUUCUUGACCAAUUUCAUCAUGCACAGAUAGGUAGCUGGUACACACAUGUACAACAAUGAAUUCCAAGAAAGAACAAACUGGGAGUUUUUAGAAUGAGAUACGAGUCUCUCAGCAACACCCCUACGGAGAUGAAUCUGUGCUGCCGCUGUUGAGAGAGUGGCGUAAGCGCGUGCUAGCUGCAUUUUG
This is a messenger RNA of Amoebophrya sp. A25, 3135 nucleotides long. The record is from the annotation of a GenBank genome assembly. NCBI's taxonomy places the organism in Eukaryota, Dinophyceae, Syndiniales, Amoebophryaceae.